CACCCCCACGUUUUCCUAACUAAUUUCAAAUUGGUUCAUUCACUUCGUUGAUAUCGUUUUAUCUCCCCCUAUUUAACCAAAAAAGUUGCAGGAUUUAGCACACUCCCCUUGCCGCUACUCUGCACACCUUAUCUUUUUCUUCUUCCACCAAUCCAGCUAACAAAAAUGGCAGAGAAGAAACCAGCUUCACCCAGUCCCGCCGACGAAGAUUCAUCAUCCGAUACCGAAGAGAUAUACCCCGAGAAAUCAGUCGCAGUCGAAAUCCCCAAACAGGUAAACUCUGCUCGACUCAGAAUACCUGAUAACGAUGACGAAGAUAACUCCCCUGAAGCAAACUUUAGAAAGUUCAGUCAAGUCCUCGAGUCUGAGGAGUACAAGAAACUGGAAGAGGCAGAUGAAGUGAACAUCGUCGAUAACCUCGAAGAGUUGUACAAUUUCCCCCGUGACCCGGAGAACUGGAAAGAAGAGGAUUUGCAAGAGUAUUGGGCGGAUGGUCCGCCUCUUAUAAUGAAACCUGGGUGGGACCCGAAUUUUGUUGAUAAGGAGGAAGUUGAUUAUAUUAACGAGGAGAUUAGGGAAGGUAGGGAUCCGCCAAUUGCCCCCUUUUAUGUUCCGUAUCGGAAAUGUUACCCGGUUAUACCCGACAAUCAUUAUGAUAUUCGCAAUGCGAAAUCGGUUAUCGAAGAACUUGAUAGGAUUGAAGAGUUUUUGGAAUGGCAUAGCUUCGUUUUUGCCGAUGGGAGCACGUAUGAAGGCACUAUCUGGGAUGAUUUGGCCCAUGGCAAAGGUGUUUACGAAGCUGAGCAAGGACUGGUCAGAUAUGAAGGUGAAUGGUUGCAAAACAGUCCAGAGGGUCAUGGUGUUCUUGAAGUUGACAUACCUACUGAUGAACCCAUCCCAGGUUCAGCUCUUGAAGCUAAAAUGCGUGCUGAAGGACGUAUAUUUAAAAGAGACUUCAUGUCCCCAGAAGACAAGGAAUGGCUGGAGCAAGAUAUUGAAGAUUCUUUAAGGCUCUCUAAGGGCCGAUAUGAAAUCCCAUUUUAUGAAAAUGAAGAAUGGGUCAGACAAUUUGGACAGAAACCGGAGAAGGGUCGAUACCGUUAUGCUGGUCAAUGGAAGCAUGGCAGAAUGCAUGGGUGUGGUGUUUUUGAACUCAAUGAACGCACCACUUAUGGAAGGUUUUACUUUGGAGAGUUUUUGGAUGAAGAUCAUGGUUGUGAUGUUGAUAUUUCAGCGUUGCAUUCAGGUAUAGCAGAAGUGGCUGCAGCAAAGGCUAGAAUGUUUGUUAACAAGCCUGAUGGAAUGGUCAGAGAACAACGUGGUCCAUAUAGUGAUCCUCAACAUCCCUAUUUAUAUGAAGGAGAUGAUGUUUGGAUGGCACCAGGCUUCAUUAAUCAGUUUUAUGAAGUCCCGGAUUACUGGAAAGUUUACAUGGAAGAUGUAGAUGAAGAACGCCAAAUGUGGAUAAACUCGUUCUAUAAGGCCCCACUAAGGUUACCAAUGCCAGCUGAGCUGGAAUAUUGGUGGGAAAAAGAUGAGUCUCCUGAGUUUAUUCUACUUAACAAGGAUCCGACACCUGAUCCUGAAGAUCCAUCAAAGAUGGUGUACACUGAAGAUCCUGUUAUCCUACACACGCCAACAGGGCGUAUAAUCAACUAUGUAGAUGAUGAAGAACAUGGGAUUAGAUUGUAUUGGGAACCAGAUGAGGAAGAUGUUGACCCAAGUAAGGUUGACUUUUUGCCUCUUGGAGAUGAAGAGCUGUUUGAACGUGAUGAGAGGAGUUUUCUAGAACGUACACUGACAUCAUUACAAGAUAAAUGCAAAAUCAUGGUUGAAAAUUUGGAGAAACAGAUUGAUGAGAAGAAGAAAGAGAGUGAAUUCAAGCUGAAGAUAAUAGAAACAGAUAUUGAAAUAGCCGAAGCUGAAUCUGAAUUGAAGGAGAUUCUUAAAGAAAUGGAUAAUGAGUUGAAGAGGUUGGAGAAAGAAGAAGAAAAGAAAAUGGAAAUUGAGUUGGAAGAUGAAGAUGAAGUGGUUGAAAAAGUUGAAAAGGUUGAACAAGUUGAACAAGUUUCGAAGGUUGAGGCUGAUGAUGACGUGGACGAUGACGGGGAUGAUGACAUGGACGAUGAAGAUGACGAGGACGAUGAAGAUGAAAGUACACCUUUUGGGUCUGUUGUUAAAGAUCAAGGUUCAAUAAAAAGUGAUCAAAAUGGCAAAAAAGGCGGAAGAUCUUCACCUUUUGCUGCAAUCUCUCUGCCUUUUGCUUCUUGUGGUGUUGCAUCUCUAAUUCCACCUCGGGUACAACAAUUAUUUGCAACAUGGAAGGAGUUAAAGAUGCAAACAAGAACUUCUUGCCCUUCUUCAUCGUUCAGAUUUUCUCAGGUUUUGACUGGUCAACGCACCAGAAAAAGUUCAGUUGGAUAUGAACGAAGGUUUGACCAAGGUUUGACUUUGAGGGCAUGUCACAAGGUCAACAACAAGUACAAGUGCAUCACAACCACAAGGUCAAAUAUUGGCAACAGUUUUAAUAAAAAAGGUUGUGCACAUGUUGAAAGAAACAUAAUAAAGAUUGGUGAGGGAAAAGCACAGAAGAGAUUGAGUUGGCCAUGUAUACAUCCGAAUGAAGAGCUAAGUAUUUUGUCCUUGCACAUUCCUGUUUAAAUGUUGUUUUACAGAUUUACCCUUGGUGCCUUAUUUGACACUCAUUUUG
Lactuca virosa is the source of this 2710-nucleotide messenger RNA. NCBI's taxonomy places the organism in Eukaryota, Viridiplantae, Streptophyta, Magnoliopsida, Asterales, Asteraceae. The record is from the annotation of a GenBank genome assembly.